Molecule: messenger RNA, 918 nt
Organism: Penicillium chermesinum
Lineage: Eukaryota; Fungi; Ascomycota; Eurotiomycetes; Eurotiales; Aspergillaceae
Product: translation initiation factor eIF2 subunit beta
Exons: 8
Coding region: 1-918 (305 amino acids)
Biological process (GO): formation of cytoplasmic translation initiation complex; formation of translation preinitiation complex; translational initiation
Cellular component (GO): eukaryotic translation initiation factor 2 complex
Molecular function (GO): translation initiation factor binding; mRNA binding; translation initiation factor activity
Source: RefSeq, a predicted model, not a curated record
AUGGCGGACACUGAAGUCGAAGCCAAGAGCCAGCGCAAAUCCGUCGCGUUCACCGAGGGUGACGUGAUCACCGACACCAACGGCGAGGUUACCGAGGGCGCUAAUGGCAAUGCCGCUGCUGGUACGAGAAAUGCCAUCAACACUCCGACGAAGGACCGACUAACAAGCGCGACUGUGACCACAGAUAAGGAUGUUGACGAGGUGACUGAGAUGUUCAAGGGUCUCUCCAAGAAGAAGAAGUCCAAGAAGUCAAAGGAUACCGAGGAAGGCGAGGAAGGCGAGACCCCUGCCGGCGAUGCCGAACCCCCCGACACCGGCGAUUUCGACUCCAAGCUUGCUGAGGCUGGCCUUGACAACGAUGAGGGCCAGCCUGAGGAGGAGCCCGUGCCUGAGGGAGACCCCGAACUCGGCACUGGUAUCUGGAACCAGUCAUCCACUCAGCAGAUUCCUUACUCCCUGCUCAUUUCCCGCUUCUUCAACCUCAUCCAAAGCCACCACCCCGACAUGCUCGCGAGCGGAACCAAAUCAUACAAAAUUCCUCCUCCUCAAAUGUUGCGCGAGGGUAACCGAAAGACUGUUUUCGCCAACAUUCAGGAUAUCAGCCGUCGUAUGAAGCGUUCGCCAGAGCAUUUGAUUGCCUAUCUUUUUGCUGAGUUGGGUACCAGUGGUAGUGUUGACGGAAGUGGACGUCUUAUCAUCAAGGGUCGUUUCGUCCAGCGUGCCAUCGAGAGUGUUUUGCGUCGAUACAUUGUCGAAUACGUCACCUGCAAAACCUGCCGCAGCCCCGAUACCGAACUCAACAAGGGAGAGAACCGAUUAUACUUCUGUACCUGUCUUUCCUGUGGCAGUCGUCGUUCCGUCGCGACUAUCAAGACUGGUUUCCGUGGACAAGUCGGACGCCGGAAGCGUACUGGCUAA